Messenger RNA from Trypanosoma cruzi, 6363 nucleotides. RefSeq lists its product as uncharacterized. The coding region runs from base 1 to 6363 and encodes 2120 amino acids. Gene Ontology annotation, biological process: Golgi to endosome transport. The record is from RefSeq and is a predicted model, not a curated record. Lineage: Eukaryota; Euglenozoa; Kinetoplastea; Trypanosomatida; Trypanosomatidae. Gene Ontology annotation, cellular component: trans-Golgi network; endosome. The transcript has a single exon.
AUGGUCUUCGGUUUGUUGUCUGAACGAUUCUUAGUGGAGUGCAUGAACACACAGUUGGGUGAUGUGGAGGUGGUCCCGCAACUCUCGAAGCGGGCCACACGGUAUUCUGCGGAAAUGGUGAAGCUCCUGUUGAUCAUGGACCGAACGCACUCAUCGAACUGGGCGUCCCUCUCGACAAUGCUGACGCAGCUUCUCAAGUGCAUCGAAAGCAACAUUGAGGCGGCCACCGAAGUUCUGCCAGAUCCUGUCUUACUCUGUCGUGUCAUUUGGAAGUGCUUUGAUCCGAAGGGCGUCAUGGGAGUGCAUCGAAAAGCUCUUGACGUCUUGCAACGUUUGUGCCUGUGCGUGGGGACCUCCGCGCUCAUCCGGCAGAUGCCGCUGUUGCUAGUUGGCGUGCUGGAGCUCUUGCCUCAGUGCUCUAUUCAGGUAAAGUGCGAGUUGCUGCAUUUUGUGGAGGUUCACAUGCUGCGCACACUUCCUCCUGGCGUCGUGGCUGUGGAGCUGCCUGGGAUUCUUUCAGCAAUACUGGGCGGCCUGGAGGAAAAAGACACAACAGAAGUCUACCGUUCGACACUUAAAAUAAUGGAAGCCCUCCACACAAUCUUAAGGAACGCAGAAACAAUGAUAUCUGCGAACUCAAAUCCAAUUGAGGAGGUGGACGAUAACCACCACGAGAAGGAAAUACCGUUAGGGAAUAGUUCAGAAGGGGGCGGCGAGGUGAUUCUUUACUCGGCGUUGUGGCUGACGCUGAAGAAUUGCCCUUCGUUGCGCGCUUGUGUCCUACUGUACUUGAAGAUGCGAUUGUGUGUGGGUGUCUCACAGGCCCAUAGCGUCGGCCAUGGAUCUGUCCUGGCGGAGAGUGAGGGUUUGGAGAAGGAAAAAAAAAACAUCUGCCUCCUAGCCGCACCCACACCGUUCUCCAUUAUUCUUGGUAGUGAUCCUCGUAUUGUUCACAGCGCUAUUUUUGCUACGCUACAGGAGCAGAGCGAGAGGAAACAUCGGCUCAUGCUGGAUAUUCUAAUCAGCGCAUUUCCGCUGGAUGUUGAAACAACAUUUACGUUUGAAGAACGUUCUUGGUUAGUGGCGGCUGUGAUUCAGUUGCUUGGCUUUUCAGAUGUUAAUAUUAGCAUACGUCGACGUAUCGCUGGGUGGUUGACUGGUUCCAACCCUGGAAGGGCUUCUAUGUACGUGCAGGAGGUUUCAUCAUUUCUCGUGGCCCACGCAUUCUACGGAGUUGUACGCUGGUGGGAGUCACGCUUUGUUCCGUCCACUGCAACUGAUAAUCGAGGGAAUACGAGUAAAAUGAACACUUUGGAGGAGUCGUACUACCAGGUAUUGUUUGCUUCCGCAUGUAAACGUUGCCUCCCUCUGGCUGAUUCUUCUGCUUCUUCGAAGAUGUCCAUCAAUUUAACCGAAGCUUACUUAACGCCAAAUGUUUGGUUACGUGCAUUUAUGAGCUUUUUUCAACAAUUCUUUGUAUUAAAUGAUGCCGAUGAUGCGGACGAUGGCGAUGACAAGAACAGUAAUAAUACUAAUAAUGAUAAUGAUAGUGACGAUUACGCGAGGUACUCUGGGGCAGGAGAUGGUUUUUCCCCUAGAACUAUAGGAAACCCUUUCAUAGAGCACGUGGUGCCUUUGGUCAUGCCUUUUGUAUGCGAUUUACUUGUUUCUAUGGAGCUGUGGAAACGAGAGAAUCCACGACAGAGCAGCGCUAUUGACUCUACUCUCACUGCGGUCUUUUCAGUGGUUACGUGGGAUUACUUCACUUGUUACGAACAUGAUUUGAUCAGUAUUCUGGAGGGAUGUUUGGAUGGAUUGCGAGAAAUUGCUGCUUUUUACUUGCCUGCUACCGGCGUGGGGGAGAUCUUGGAAGGCUCACAAGAGGGGUGUAACGUGAAUGAAACCCCAAAUAAACCAAUUCCCUUUUGUGAAAGUCAUGGCAAACUUAUCUCGGAUUUUCAGGUCUGUUUUCGGCGGUUAAUUGGCUUGGUUAGUGCGGUGGAGCCUCAUGUUAUGGGAUUGAUGGACCUCGAUGUGGAGCGGACCACCGCUUUUCUUCAAGGUAUAUUCAAAACGAGCCAGUCGCUUUGCAGCAUCGUGUGGGGCGCGUGCGAGAUAUUGCUGGCACAUGACAACACAGGGAGCGAGAGCGCACACUUCUCUAUUGCCCAGUGCUUGAUUAAUGGCUGUUUGGAUUCCUUCAAUUUUAUUUUUUUUGGAAUGUUUUCUGCUUUGCAGGACCGAGUGGAGUUGGCGGGGUCAUGUAACACGAUUCGGGAGAAGGAAGGGGCCUUGCUGGACUCAAUGAUGCGCAGCUCCACUGCGAUGGCUGAAAUUGUCUUGCGUGGAUGCUCUGCAUGCGCAGAGACGCUGGCGCGCAUCAACGACACUGUCUUUUCCCUCUUUCAACGGUCGCUGCAAUUGGGCGGUAAAUCCCCGCUCUCUUCUUCUGACAACUCGUUUGGUGUAUGCGAGGAUAUCUUGGUUAGUUGGGUGGAAUCUGUUUUUUCUUUGACGGACUCUACAUGCCUCACGGUACAAAAAGACGCACUUCAGCUGUAUGCGGAUCUGCUGAGUUCUACGACUUUACCGCUGGCACUGCAAAGCGCCAAGUUUAUAGAGGAAUUGACGGUCAAAUUUUUACCACGCCUCUGGGAGCUCUUGGGCACAUGUAACGCGGGGAUGCAACCUCACGUUGUGCAACUUCUGGUGCGCCUGUAUGCCACGCAUGAGGGCCGGGCCAUUCUUGAUAACAUUACGAGCGUGGCCACCACGGAGAAUGGGGAACGCCUGCUGCUUCUGUUUUGCUUGUUGGAUGAGGAGAAUGUUUCGGAAAAUGUGUUUUUGCCGGGAUUGUUUAUGAUGCUUCGGGCACUGGAUUGCAAGGACGCUCCCCUUCGAAGACUAGCUCAUUCUAUGGUGCGUCAGUCCCUUCCCUGCUUUCACCGUGUGUUGAAUCCAUUGUUUGAUUCUCUUGUGCGGUACCUCACAUCUCGUGGCGCGGCAGACGAGGAGAAGACGGCGGCUGCCGAACAUGUGGAUUGUGUCUCCGCCCAUUUCAACAAUCAAAUAUUUUUGGAGCACGAGAUGAAUGGUUUGAGCCCAAUGGAGUUUCUUUGCCUGGUAAAGUCCAUAUUGGCCAUCCCUUCUUUUCUGCUUCCGCUACUCACUCGGCUUCACCAGUUGCAACCACCCGAAGGCUUUCGAGCGUUGAUGACGACUAUUUUUCCAAGACCUUUGGCGGCUGCGGGUGAUCAAAAGGGAGAAUCAGAUAUGCCUUUAAAUUCCGCUUUUGCGGUUCUUGGUUGCCUGCUUUUGGGUAUUGUUCGGCGGUGUCUCCUACCGCAAUCCGAUGGGCUUGGAGAAGACAACCCGCGUCUUUAUGUUGAGCUCUGUAUUGAGGCAUGUGAGACGUUGAACCUCAUGUUGGAAGGAACACUUUCUCUCUCCAACCCACCAGAGACAGUUGUACACACGUGGUAUUACGCCACUUUUCAAACGAUGGAUUUCCUUCACGAGGUGGUGAAGCGGCCAGAAUUAUCUGUGACCCAAUUAUUGAUGCUAAAACAUUUUGUGGAUGCCGUGCGUUUUUUGAAUGCCGUGACUCCAACCCCUACCUCUUUCCCUCUUGACGCCUAUUUUUGCAUGCUGGCAAACAAGGCUCACAAAAUUGAGGCAUCGGAAACGGUAGUGGAUGGUGCGGAUCGGAGUACAGCUCGUAACUGCAUUGUGGCGCUAAAAAUUCCCAAAUUUUAUACGACCGUUGCAUUGGGUCUCGAGCAGGCUACGGCCACAGCCCUGACGUCUGCUUGGGCUGCAUAUGAUCUCCUUUCCGUGUGGUGUAACACGCUGCUGGAGCUUUUACCUUUUUUCCACGAGGAACUCGAUGGGGCGUCGGCACACCUCUUGAAGAUAUUUCUCCGGGUCAUUGAUCAGCUGCUGGUUCAAACCACUUCUGUGACGGAGUGCGCCAACUCACGAGUGAUUGAGAAGUUCUUGAAUGCCGUUUACGGCUUACUGGAGUAUCAACUCGCCACUGAGAAACAGAGACGCCAAAGCUACGCUUCUGGAAGGGGACAAUCCGUCGGCUGGUUUGCGGCACAUGUUCCCAUUUUUGGUAGUGGCGGCGGUAGUUCUUCUUCUGCGCAGAAGGCAACGGGCGUGGAUGCAGCGGCAAGCAUUGGGGCCGUACGGCAUUCCAUAAGGCCAGUUGUCUCAAUACUGUGUAAACUGCAUUGUGCCAUGCAUAAGGCUCAAGCACAGAGGGUAGUUGAGGGGGAGAGACCACGCUACGGGGUACGUGGCCGCGUGGUUUGUUCUAAUUUAGAGAGUGCUAUCCAUCGUGUAUUACGUUUGUACGCACAAGAGAUGGGUGCUGAAUUCUACAAGGUGUUUAUAGAUGUGUGGGCGGCCGGCCAUGCACAGCCGUUUACGGAAAUGUUUACUUCUUUGGCACCGAGAGGGAUCCAUUUGUUUAACGACGCUGUACGCAACAGAAUGGAGUUACUUCCUCUUAUUGGGUCAGGUAAUGAAAUGGCAUUGUCUUUUCCAAUGUUUCUUGGUGAUCAGGAGUUAAUUGUUCAGUUACUGAAUGCAGGAACAGGGAUAACUGUGUUGUCGUUGAUUCGCGUACUUGAAGAGCUAUUAAAACAAAAUUGCUCUAAUAAUACUACCAAUUGUUCAUCAUCUUCUCGUCGUCAUAUGUUGGGGGCGGAGUUGCCGUUUGACGCUUCCGUGUUUUAUUAUUUGUACACUUUUAUUUAUACAUGUCGUGUGCCUUCUGGUGAAACUCAGGAGGUAUUGAACGCAUUGAUUGAUGUCGCCAUUACGCAUCUCUCCCAGGGCUCACCCUCAGUGGUCUGUUUGGGCCUUAUCGUGCAGGUUUUCUCUCACUUUGUAUUGGGCCAGUCGGUUCCGAGGUCUUCACCAUCGUCGCCGUGCGAAACUGUGGAGGGGUCAUGUGUGGAAUGGGGCAAGGACAAGCGUUGCUCAAAUAUCAUAUGUAAAGUGUUGGACGCCCUCGGUUCCGUGGCGUUGCACACCUCCUCCAUGCAGGGGGAACUGAUGUUUUCAUUCAAGAUGCUUUCAGUGGCGCUUCCGAGGCUUGCCUGCGGCGCGUUGUCAGACCAGGACCGCAUAGCGACUGCCGUUUUGAGUUUCUACAAGCGGUCUCUUCUUCCCACCAUCAUGUUUGGUGCUGACUCACAGACCGACGCCGAUGUGUUUGCCCGUACGCCGCUCGUCAAGGCGGCGCUUUCUGUGCUACAGGCAAUCAUCAGGCUUGGCGACACCGUCACACGGCGUCUUAGACAGGAAUUGCUUGACGUCCUUUGCACGUGCGACUUUUUUAAUUUUCCGCAAAGUGUUAUACAUGAAUGGGGUGUGAUCUUCGAGUGGCUAUCUCAAGAUUGGACAUUUCAUGGAGAGGCCGUGCAGUUUCUUGCGCCGUCGUCUUCUCACUCCAGCCGCAUUGUGGCGUUGAUACAUUCCGCAGAUGAAGAAGAGCGACAACGUGUUCGGCAAAUAAAACGACUCGCCUUUUAUGUGACGUGUAUGCUGCCCUCCACUCUGAUGCUGGACAGAGAGUUCUGUCUUCUGAUUCGAGGGCGCAUUGCGGAUAGCCUUCGCUCUUUUCACUCCAUUGCGUCAGGGAAUUCCAGCAAUGGAUCCGGAUCCGGGUAUCGUUCUGUGCGCUACGCCCUUUUCCUCUUCCGUGUCUUGGUGACGAAAUUAGACCCCGUCCUGUUGCAUCCGUUCUGGCCGGUUGUUCUUCCAACUGCCUUUAGGGCGCUCUCCAUUCCAUCCCCAUCCGUUGAUGCGGCGGCGGGCAAAAGGAAGAACACUGAUGGGGAGCUUUUGGCGCUGCAGAUGGAGUGCCUUAAACUUCUUGACUUUGUUGGGGUGAUUAUGCCCGAUACGUUUUCGCCAUUCCACUGGGUAUUUUUUGACGAUUUGGAUGCCACCAAUGUCAUUGUGCCGAAUAAUGCGAAGGAGGUGUUUAUACCCAUCGUGCAUCGUCUCGAACUUAGUCUACGGUUACGCACUGUCUCACUCCAGGACGUGUGGGCACCCGCGGUAUCAUCAUCGAGUGCGUUUACCAAUUGGACGGGAUAUCAACGGCCACUCUUGCGCUUUCCCCCCAUAUGUUACGGCAGUCUGCGGGGGAUUGGCCCUUGUGCUGCAGCACUUUCUCUCUUUUAUCGUUCUGGUGGUUUUUUGACGGCGAGUCAGGCACCCGAGCAGUUGUUGUCAGCUGCGUCUACUCGGCUUAUGGAUGGCUGGGACGAGGCAUAUGUACGUGCACUUGUUGAAGCAGACCUUUCCUGCGUCCUAGAUAACACUUUACCCACUCCUUCCCGUUGA